AUUUCAGAUUACAAGAUAAGACAUGAGUUGUUUUAUCAAAAUGAGGUGAAUCUUAAGGGAGGAGCUAACUUUCUUUUAAGAUGUGUGAAGAGUUCUUGUUAAAAUGGAACGAUUAUCAGUCCUCAUUCUCUGCUAUGAUGCAGAGUAUUUGUCUCAAGGAGGAGAUGACGGACUGUACAAUAUCUAAUGGGUCAACCUCCUUCUAUGCUCAUAGGAUGGUUCUCUCCACGUGUUCUCCGUACUUUAGAACUCUUUUCUCUUCCGUCCCACACAAUCAACAUCCGGUCAUAUUUGUUAAAGAUAUAGAGGAUGGAAUUGUAGAACUCUUGGUUCGAUAUAUGUACAGUGGGCAGGUUAGUGUCUCCGAGGACCAGAUUAUCCCCCUCGUACACGCCGCCAAGAGUCUCUCCAUCAAGGGACUCCUUGACGUCCCGGUUCCUCAUCAGAACACGGAGAAGAACCUUCAACCUCCGGCCUCGAAGAAACCAAAGACCAACCCUGUGAGAACGGUGGAGGACAAGUCGGAGGAUAUUGUAGAGGCUGAUGUUAAGCCGAGGAAACACAACAACUCAGUUCCUGUUGUUUGUGUAGAGGAUGAGGAUGAGGAGGAGGAGGAGGGGGAGGAUAGUGUAGAGAAUAUCAGCUCGGACUCAGACCUUAUAAACCAAAAUGAAUUGCUUCAACGGCUGACAAGCGAGAUGACCGCGUAUCCUUUCCUGGCCGGUCGUUCUGGACCCCCGCUCUCCCCUCAGCGACAACCUGCCCUGUCCCCCCAGCAGCUGGUUGGAUCCCUCCUCCCUCCCCAGCUAACCUUGUACUCCUGUGAGCACUGUGGGAAGGAGUUUACGUCCAAGCGAAAGCAUCAGAGACAUGUUUUAAAUGUACAUUUUGGAUAUAAUCCGGUCCAGUGCCCGUUCUGCCAGAAGGGUCACCGUGAUAACUACAACCUCAAGCAGCAUGUUUGCCCGGUCAUCAACAUGAAGUACGGGCAGUUUGAGAAGAAGGAUGAUACAGAGAAUGGUCGAGAAUGUUCUGGAAACCAGGUCACAUGACCGGCCCACCAGCUAGCGGGGUUCAGGAUCAACACUUCCUAAACUCAGGGGGAUUCUCUGCAGAAAAAUUUAAAAGAUUUUAUUUUAUAAAUCUGCGUACGCUAGGUAUAAUGUAAACGGAAUUUAUUCAUUUUGUGGAAUUCCCGAAAACUGAAGAUUUAAGAUUUAUUCACAGGUUACAUAGAUAGGACAAAUUAGGUUGUCAUUGUUUUAUUUCGUUUAUUCUAAACUUGUCAUAGAAUAUUUACAGGUUAAAGGGACUGUCACCGUAAUUUGAAGUGAAUUUCCUUUUUUGUCUCUGCAACAUAUUUCCCUAAUCCCUAUCACUUCUAUAGAGAUACCACUAAUGCAAAAUAUUAAUUUACAGAAGAAACUUUUUUUUGUAAUAUUUGUGUUCAGACGAAGAUUUAAAGAGUAUCGUUGUGA
Messenger RNA from Eurytemora carolleeae, 1478 nucleotides. RefSeq names its product protein abrupt. The record is from RefSeq and is a predicted model, not a curated record. Gene Ontology annotation, cellular component: nucleus. The transcript has 7 exons. Lineage: Eukaryota; Metazoa; Arthropoda; Copepoda; Calanoida; Temoridae. Gene Ontology annotation, biological process: regulation of transcription by RNA polymerase II. The coding region runs from base 81 to 1052 and encodes 323 amino acids. Gene Ontology annotation, molecular function: protein binding.